This is a messenger RNA of Arvicola amphibius (Eurasian water vole), 1884 nucleotides long. It is a transcript of the gene Fbxo27, whose product is annotated as F-box protein 27. The record is from RefSeq and is a predicted model, not a curated record. Gene Ontology annotation, cellular component: SCF ubiquitin ligase complex; cytoplasm. Gene Ontology annotation, biological process: glycoprotein catabolic process; SCF-dependent proteasomal ubiquitin-dependent protein catabolic process. The coding region runs from base 137 to 1048 and encodes 303 amino acids. The transcript has 6 exons. NCBI's taxonomy places the organism in Eukaryota, Metazoa, Chordata, Mammalia, Rodentia, Cricetidae. Gene Ontology annotation, molecular function: ubiquitin protein ligase activity; protein binding.
GUGGAUUCCCACGGUUUCUCAGCCGGAAGGAGGUGGGGUCUGGAACUAAAGGGCUGGGACAUUAGGAAAUGAGAGGCCGGCGAGUCUCAGAGAGGUCCCACCUGGCAACAACAGCGGCGUUAGCAGGGCUAGGGCUAUGCGGUCCUCCAGGCCGCGGAGGGGAGCUGGCAGGGGUGCUGUCUCAACUAGGCGGGGCGCGGGGACCAUGGGUUCCUGGACUUCCAGGGCCCGGGUCCCCACGCCGGAGCUUGAUCCCCGGGAGACGCUGGACCUGAGCCGUCUGCCCCCGGAGCUGCUCCUGCUGGUGCUGAGCCACGUGCCCCCGCGUGCGCUGCUGCUGCACUGUCGCCGGGUGUGCCGCGCCUGGCGUGCCCUGGUGGACGGCCAGGCCCUGUGGCUGAUGGUGCUGGCCCGGGACCGCAGCGCUGCCGGCCGCGCCCUGUUGACGCUAGCCCGCCGCUGCCUGCCCCCGGCCCGCGAAGACAGGCCCUGUCCGCUGGGCCAGUUCUGCUUGCGAGGACCGCUCGGACGUAACCUCAUCAGCAACCCCUGCGGUCAAGAAGGCCUGCGCAGGUGGAUGGUGCAGCACGGUGGUGAUGGCUGGGUGGUAGAGAAGAACAUGAAGCCCGUGCCUGGGGCCCCCUCGCAGACCUGCUUCGUGACUUCCUUCAGCUGGUGUCGCAAGAAGCAGGUGGUGGACCUGGAGGAGAAGGGUCUGUGGCCGGAGCUGCUGGACAGUGGUGGUGUGGAGAUUGCGGUCUCUGACUGGUGGGGAGCUCGACACGACAGUGGCUGUAGGUACCGUCUCCUUGUCAAGCUUCUUGAUGCUCACCAGAACGUCCUAGAUAAGUUCUCGGCUGUGCCAGACCCCAUUGAACAAUGGAACAACAAUAUCUACCUGCAGGUCAGCCAUGUGUUCUCCAACAUCAGGAGGGGUGUCCGUUUUGUGUCUUUCGAACACUGGGGCCAGGACACACAGUUCUGGGCUGGCCACUAUGGGGCCAGAGUGACCAACUCCAGCGUGAUUGUGCAAGUCUGUCAGUCCUAGUCAAAGGCCACCACCAUUUUGGCAAGACAGCCUGACUGUGCCUUCCAGGAGCUGGGGCUGCUGACUGGAAUCCUUCAUGAAUCAAGCGCGCAAACCUUCCUGGCACAUGUAACUCUAGGAUCCAGUGGAGGGUCCUGCUUGGCCACGUUCAGAGUCUCGGACACUGGAGUCCUCCAUCAGCUCUGCCCAUUGCUGCUGCUUGGGUAGAGCGGGGGUGCCGGGUGCAUGCUCGUCGCGAGGUCACAAGCUGCCUCCGUUUCAGUUCGAUCUCUCACUGCCCUGUCCUCAGCACUGAUCCCCCGCCCUUUUCUGAGACAGGGUCUCCUGUAUCCCAGCUGAAAACCAAGGAUGAUAUUAUCCUCCUGCCUUUGUCACUCAGCGCUGGGAGUACAGGCAUGCACCAGGACCACCCAGGCUUGUGCGGUGCUGGGGGCAAGCAGGGGUUUAGUGCAAGCCAAGUGUAUAUCCUACCAACCAAGAAGCAUCCCCAGCAUUGCCUCCUUGUCCCCCUGUUUCUGCCUCAGGGACAUCCGUUGUCCCUUCACUGAAGCCCUCUGCUCGUGUCUGAACUUAUCAGCUAGCAAAAUUCCAAUUCCCGUGUGAACCCAAGCGCACAUGGCUACACCCGGGUCUCCUCAUUGAAGGGGGUAUCUGCCCACAGAUUGUCUCCAAACAAUGAGGAAGGGCCUAGAGCCCCGGCCCUGAUCCUCAGGGACCUCUGUAAUUGUGUAAUAUUUAAAGUUAUUUAUCAUUUUCUCAAACAGUGAGAGAAUAAUAAUAUACCGGCAAUAUCUGUCUGCCAACUGCACUAUAAUAAAUUGAUUAUUUUACCUAAA